Apodemus sylvaticus (European woodmouse) is the source of this 2967-nucleotide messenger RNA. It is a transcript of the gene Il11ra, whose product is annotated as interleukin 11 receptor subunit alpha. Gene Ontology annotation, molecular function: protein binding; cytokine receptor activity. The transcript has 14 exons. Gene Ontology annotation, cellular component: membrane. Bases 1317 to 2612 code for a protein of 431 amino acids. Lineage: Eukaryota; Metazoa; Chordata; Mammalia; Rodentia; Muridae. The record is from RefSeq and is a predicted model, not a curated record.
CUCUUGCCUACAGAGUUUCAAAAAUCUGGUGUAAGAAUCCCCUUCACCAAGCCAGACAUGACGGUGCAUGCCUGUAAUUCCACCACAUUGGUGGCUGGAUGAGGGUGGUGAAUUUGAGGCCAGUGUAGGUUACUUAGCAAGACCUAGUCUCUGAAACCAAAGCCAAGAUGGAGCUCGUGUUACAGGCCUGUAAUCCUGGCUACCCAGGAUGCUGAGGCAGGAGGAUUGAAAAUUGAAGGCUAGCCUGGGUAGCUUGGUGAGACCAUCUGGUACAAAGGACCGGAAAAACAGGUCAAUGAUAGAGUGUGUGUGUGUCUGACAUGUGUAAGGCCCCGUAUUCAGCCCUAAGUAUAGAGAAGAAUUUUUUUGUUUGUUUUUGUUUUUUUGAGACAGGGUUUUUCUGUAUAGCCCUGGCUGUCCUGAAACUCACUCUGUAGACCAGGCUGACCUCGAACUCAGAAAUCUGCCUGCCUCUGCCUUCCAGAGUGCUGGGAUUACAGGCGUGCGCCACCACUGCCCAGCUUAGAGAAGAAGUUCUACUUCUGCUCUCCAAACAGUUUCAGUAUUGUUUCCAAUCCUCUUCACUUGUGUGAUAUAAACAGCAUGCUAAUUUAGGAGACUAGUUUAAAAUCUUGUGUUCUUAGCUUGGCAGUGUCUUCCAGAAGGCCAGAGCCGUGUUUGUCACUGAGCCUGGUGUCAGCUCACUAAGCCUGAGCCUCAGAGUCUGGUGGGGAGAGGGUGAGCAGAAUCCUAGUCCCAUGGUCACCCCAGACACUGGGCUGCUGGCCAAAACCCUGGUUUUGCGAGUGGCCACAGUUAGACGCUGCUACAGACCACAGGGGCUAAAGGGGCGGGUUGGGGAGCGUGCGUGUGGCUUUCUGUUCUUGGCUUCCUCCAUUUCCACGUGCAGCAGAUGUCGCUUCAGUACUGCACCUAUGCUUCAAGAAUGACAUGGAGCCGAAAACAGUGCCUAGCGUGUGAAGACAGCCAGAGAUAGCCCCAGGGCCUGGAAUGAUCUUGAGUCAACCUCCUCUCUGGAUCCGCUUUUCCUUGUGAGAGAGGACGAACUACGGGGCAUUUGAUCUUUGAGACCAGAUACCACGCAGUUUCCAGACGGGACAGGAAGUGUCCAGAGGAGGUGGAAGUGAUUGGCAGUUGGAGGCUCCAAUGGGCCGAAAGCCCCCACCCUGCUUCACCUCUCUCGUUCUAUUGGCGCUGGAAGGAGCCGCCCCCACUGCCGUAGCUCAGCCCUGGAGGGAGCAGAGGCCGGGGCAGAGGGUGAGGGCGGAGGGCGCUGGCGGCGGCUGCCGCAGAAGAUGAGCAGCAGCUGCUCAGGGCUGACCAGGGUCCUGGUGGCCGUCGCUACAGCCCUGGUGUCUUCCUCCUCCCCCUGCCCCCAAGCUUGGGGUCCUCCAGGGGUCCAGUAUGGGCAGCCUGGCAGGCCCGUGAUGCUGUGCUGCCCUGGAGUGGAUGCUGGGACUCCAGUGUCUUGGUUUCGGGACGGCGACUCAAGGCUGCUCCAGGGACCUGACUCUGGACUAGGACACAGACUGGUCUUGGCCCAGGCGGACAGCCACGACGAAGGCACUUACGUCUGCCGGACCCUGGAUGGUGUUUUGGGGGGCAUGGUGACCCUGAAGCUGGGCUUUCCCCCAGUGCGUCCCGAGGUUUCCUGCCAAGCAGUAGACUAUGAAAACUUCUCCUGUACUUGGAGUCCAGGCAAGGUCAGCGGUUUGCCCACCCGCUACCUUACUUCCUACAGGAAGAAGACUCUCCCAGGAGCUGAGAGUCAGAGGGAAAGUCCAUCCACCGGGCCUUGGCCAUGUCCACAGGACCCUCUGGAGGCUUCCCGAUGUGUGGUGCAUGGGGCAGAGUUCUGGAGUGAAUACCGGAUCAAUGUGACGGAGGUGAACCCACUGGGGGCCAGCACAUGCCUACUGGAUGUGAGACUGCAGAGCAUCUUGCGUCCUGAUCCCCCCCAAGGACUGCGGGUGGAAUCGGUACCUGGCUACCCGAGACGCCUGCGUGCCAGCUGGACAUACCCUGCCUCCUGGCAUCGCCAACCCCACUUCCUGCUCAAGUUCCGGCUGCAGUACCGUCCAGCGCAGCAUCCAGCCUGGUCCACGGUGGAGCCCAUUGGCUUGGAGGAGGUGAUCACAGAUGCUGUGGCUGGGCUGCCCCAUGCGGUCCGAGUCAGUGCCAGGGACUUUCUGGAUGCUGGCACCUGGAGUGCCUGGAGCCCAGAGGCCUGGGGUACUCCUAGCACUGGUCCCCCGCAGGAUGAGAUACCUGAUGGGAUCCAGGGACAUGAGCAGCAGCUAGAGGCAGUGGCUCAGGAGGACAGCCCCACUCCUCCAAGGCCUUCCUUGCAGCCAGACCCAAGGCCACUUGAUCACAGGGACCCCUUGGAACAAGUGGCUGUGUUAGCAUCUCUGGGAAUCUUCUCUUUCCUUGGCCUGGCUGUUGGAGCCCUGGCGCUAGGGCUCUGGCUGAGGCUGAGACGGAGUGGGAAGGAAGGACCUCAAAAACCUGGGUUCUUGGCGCCAAUGAUUCCGGUGGAAAAGCUUCCAGGAAUUCCAAACCUGCAGAGGACCCCAGAGAACUUCAGCUGAUUUCAUCCGUAAUCCCUGUCAGACUUGGGUGGUUAAAGCGACAGGAGAAAGAGGCAGGGCAGUGGAUCCCUGUGGAUGGAGGUCUCAGCUGGAAGUGUGCAGCCCUUUUCUUGGACACCUAUACUCCUAACUUGCUGCCGGCUGAAUGCUCUCUGGACCUGAUGUCAUCCUUGAGGUGGAAGUGCACCUGAGGAAUGUGUACAGAAGUCUGUGCUUCUGUGACCGUGUGUAUGUGAGACGGGGAACAGAAGUUCUCUGUCUGUGUGUGUACAGAUGAUUGGAGAGUGUGUGGUCUUGGGCUUAGCCCUUCUGGAGAGUGUGAAGAAUUGAAAUAAAAGAGAGAGAAGUUUUUGGA